AUGACCCCGAUCGUCCUUCUGUUUCGCUUUCCUUCUCAUUUUCUCUCACUCUCGAAAAAUCGCAAAUAUUUGAACAAGUCCAAACUUUGUUCAGCCGCGGGAAACGGAGACGAGCGAGAGUCGUUCUACUGCUCAAAAUCGGGUUCUGUCCCUUCUGAAUUCCUUUCCCAAUACUAUUUUACCAAAAUCGAUUUGACAGAUUGUUGCCAAAAAAAUGACGUCGAGAAAAAAAACGGGAGAGCGAGAGAGGCAUGUAAAACAGUUGGCAACAUUUUUCGGCGAUCCUUGACCUAUCAUCCAUCACUCAACCAAGACUUCAAUUGGGCUGUACCCGUGAAUCCCAUGCUCCCCGCCAAGAAGUUCUUUUCACAAUUCACUAAAAAAAGGACGGAACGCGGUGGAGAGCAGCAAGGGCGCAUUAGUGCGCCACUACCCCAAUCAACUAUGCCCAGCAAGCAUACUGAAGGAAUGUCAUCCCACCAGUGGUGGGAUGACAUCCCCAUGCCCGAGGAUACCCCCAUGAUGACUAGGUCCAUCCCAGGAAGCUCUACAGAACCAUCUCCACAGUACGACGAGAAUCAUUCAGUUGCUUCCGUCAUCAGCCAACCAGGCCCAUCAAAUCCACCAAUGGCACCAAUGACUCCGGGACCAGUCGUCAUCACUUUCGAGCGUCUGAAUCUCAAUCAUUCUCAACCUGAACCUCAACCGGUAUUGGAGGAACCAGAGUGCUAUUGCAUCGAAGUCAAUAAACCAAUGCCUGGUGUCCCACAGAAGCUGGAGCUACGAUCAGAUGAAGUCGAAAUGGAGGAAGAAGAGCCAGAAGGAGGUGUGACAUGGUGCCACGUCCAAACAUUCCAGCUUGGUGUCAAAAAGAAGGCCCAGGCCAAGGAAGUUUUCCAAACUUCUCAACCUACAUUUACUAUAGAAGGAGGGAUUACAACAGUUGGAAGUACCUCAAGUCGGAUGCAGCUCACUUGUGGCAAUAGUUCCAAAAUUCAAGGAAUUCAUCAGACGUUCGGAGAAGGAAUUCGGAUGACCAAAGAAAAAGGAACUGUCUGGCUCACCGUCCUCACAGCAAAAUGCGUCGUCUUCAUUCAAAGUCCGUUCUUCAACCACAUAAAUGGCAAGCCACUGGAUACAGUCAUUCGAGUGCAAAACGAACAUGAUGAACUUGGAAAUCUUCUUCAUGAGGAUAAGUUGCCAACCAUCAAGCUCUUCGAUUCGGAGCUCUACGCAAGUGAAUUGAAUGCAGCUCGUAGUGAUCCCAUCAAUCGAAUGGAGACAAUGGAGGCGUUUUGCAAAACGAGAGUGUCACUCGCAAAAGGAUUCAAUGGCGACUAUGCCAAGAAAAUCUACGAUACUCAAAGCUGUUCCACCGCCACUUCACAAGUGCCCAAGAAAUCGGGUCGCGCUCCUAACACUCCAGAACCAGAGGACCACCCACCAUCAACUGUCUUUUAA
This is a messenger RNA of Caenorhabditis briggsae, 1461 nucleotides long. It is a transcript of the gene Cbr-daf-14, whose product is annotated as Protein CBR-DAF-14. Gene Ontology annotation, biological process: SMAD protein signal transduction; anatomical structure morphogenesis; BMP signaling pathway. Lineage: Eukaryota; Metazoa; Nematoda; Chromadorea; Rhabditida; Rhabditidae. The coding region runs from base 1 to 1461 and encodes 486 amino acids. The transcript has 7 exons. Gene Ontology annotation, molecular function: DNA-binding transcription factor activity, RNA polymerase II-specific; I-SMAD binding; RNA polymerase II cis-regulatory region sequence-specific DNA binding. The record is from RefSeq and is a predicted model, not a curated record. Gene Ontology annotation, cellular component: heteromeric SMAD protein complex.